Apaloderma vittatum (bar-tailed trogon) is the source of this 972-nucleotide messenger RNA. RefSeq names its product chromosome unknown open reading frame, human C5orf45 (gene MRNIP). Lineage: Eukaryota; Metazoa; Chordata; Aves; Trogoniformes; Trogonidae. The annotation marks the transcript as partial. Gene Ontology annotation, molecular function: chromatin binding. Gene Ontology annotation, biological process: mitotic G2 DNA damage checkpoint signaling. The record is from RefSeq and is a predicted model, not a curated record. The transcript is spliced from 5 exons. Gene Ontology annotation, cellular component: nucleus.
GUUUACGGCCAAGGAUCUGGCCUGGACUGUAGGCGCCAUGUUCAGAAGUUAAACUUGCUGCAGGGUGAGGCAGAGGAAGCAAUUGGUUGGAUGUCUUGGCACAUAGAAGACUUUGUAAAUGACAGCAAAAAUAUAGCAGCCCAACCUGAAGGCAGUUCAGUCCAGCAGGAGGGAGGGGCAGAAGUAAAUCGCUGGAGGAAAUACCUGGACAAGGACAGUGAAGAUCAGGAAGAUGAAGAGGAGGAGGCAGGUACAGAAAGGCAACAGUUCUGUUCCAGGAGGGAAAACACUGUGGAAGAACAAAGGAAGCACCAGAAGAGCCUCCACUCUGGUGAUGUUCAGGAGUAUGCAGAAGAAAAUGGAGUUUUCCAGCUUGCCUACCAAGCCAAAAAGCGCAAGAAAUGUUUAGUAGCAGCGCCUGGUCAAGAUGAUGGAGGGGCUGUUUCUGGAGACAGAGUAGUUUCUGAAUCCAUAGUGCCUGAGGAGAAGACACCAACUGUUCAUACCAAACCCUCAAAGUGGGAAAAGUUUCUCUCGUGUUCAGAGAACUGUAGUGACACUGCUGCCAGCGUCACCCUGUCACCACAGGAGGGCAGCGGACGGUUGGGGCUACACAGCACUGCUGCAGUGGCCAGUAGAUGCCCCGAACAGGCUCAAGGAUCUCUACGUCGAGGUACAGGUUUUGAAUUUCAGAAGUGUGUUGCUAGCACUGAGCAGCUUGCCUCAAAACUGCCUGGCACCGUGGUACCCAGCACCAGUUACUCAGUUGAGGAGGAUGUGUUGUCCAGAGAACCUCGAAGCCAAUUCUUGAGGGCAGGAUCUGGUGCCACAGAGCCCACUGCAGGAAGGUGCUGCUUGGCUGGCACAAGGAGGACAAACACGCUCAUUAACUGUAACACUGUGCCAAGGCCUAGCAGCAUUUCUUGUGAACAGCUCUUCUGCACCAAUGAAGACUUUGAUGAUGAUCUCUGA